Molecule: messenger RNA, 7491 nt
Organism: Myripristis murdjan (pinecone soldierfish)
Lineage: Eukaryota; Metazoa; Chordata; Actinopteri; Holocentriformes; Holocentridae
Gene: nrxn3a
Product: neurexin 3a
Exons: 27
Coding region: 576-5594 (1672 amino acids)
Source: RefSeq, a predicted model, not a curated record
GACUAUCGGUGGAGUUUACCGUGGGAUUUUUACGCAUUGGAUACUCUGGUAGUCUAUUUAACUAAGUGAUGGAACUGGGGGAGGCCAGUAGAUCCCCCAUCAACUCCAUUUCCCAGCAGACAACAUGAAGGAGGAAGUUCGGCUUGCCCCGAGAGCCGGAAGAGUCCAUUCCAUCGGACCUUGCGCCAUGAGUCUCAUUAACAUCUGCUUCAGAGUGUAAAAAAAGGGAUUAAAACAUCAUCUCCUCCUCUUCUGCUUUUGUCUUUCCUCUUAUCACCCUACUGGAGGAAGACACCAAUUCCCCCACAACGUCCACUGCUCUCUAGCAACUGGACGUUUUACAGAUGUGAAGGGCCUUAAGACUGUUAACCACAAAGACUGUUCUCCUUGCUAUUACCCUUGUCCCUGUAAAAACAUAUUUUUAUAACAAAUUAUUCAUGUGAAAAUAUCUCUGGGCCUUUGGAUACAAUUUUGUGGAUACUUACUCCUGAAAUUGGACCUCACCACUCUGAGAUUUGAUUGACAUCCAUGCAAGCGCACCAUCUGGGAUUAUAAACUCUCAAUUCUUUGCAACAAUGGAUCUUGUAGGUUUUUGCAUGAGGCUGCAGAUGUUCCUGAGCUCCCUGCUUGGGGUAUGUUUUGGCCUGGAGUUCACGGGCAUACCAGGCCAGUGGGCGCGCUACCUCCGCUGGGAUGCCAGCACCCGUGGUGACCUCAGCUUUCAGUUCAAGACGGAUGCCUCUGAGGCACUGCUGCUGUACUUUGACGACGGAGGCUACUGCGACUUCCUGCAGCUGUCUGUGGUGGAGGGCCGGCUUCAGCUGCGGUUCAGCAUCGAUUGCGCCGAGACCGCCGUAGUGUCCGAUCAGAGAGUGGACGAUGGGAGCUGGCACUUUGCCACGCUGAGCCGGAGUAACCUGCGCACAACACUAGUGCUGGAUGGCCAGGCAAAAGCAGACGAGGUGCGGCCCCAGCGCCAGUUCAUGAAGAUUGUGAGCGAUCUGUUCCUGGGUGGAGUACCUCAGGAUAUCCGCGAUGGUGCGCUCACGCUGCCCACGGUGCGUGACACCUCACCCUUCCAGGGUGUUAUUACUGACCUCAAAUACGGCAACUCAGAGCCGGUCCUCUUGGGGAGUCUUAAGGUACCGCUGGAGUCGGAGGGCAGGUGCACGGUCAACCCAUGUGAAAAUGGUGGCUCCUGCUCAGUGGUGGACGGGGAGCCACUGUGUGACUGCUCCAAAACAGAAUACAAGGGCCGCUUCUGCAAUGAAGAGGUCAACAGCAAUAUGCCAGGCCUUGCACACAUGAUGGCAGAACAAGCUAAAAGCAAAGCGAGGGAAGAGAAUGUGGCUACUUUCCGUGGCUCCGAAUACUUCUGCUACGAUCUUUCCCAGAACCCCAUCCAGAGCAGCAGCGACGAGAUCACGCUGUCUUUCAAGACGUGGCAGCGCAACGGCCUCAUCCUCCAUACCGGCAAGUCGGCAGACUACGUCAACCUGGCACUGAAGGACGGCGCCGUGUCCCUCGUCAUCAACUUGGGAUCUGGAGCCUUCGAGGCCAUCGUGGAGCCAGUCAACGGAAAGUUCAAUGACAACUCAUGGCAUGAUGUCAAAGUCACCCGUAACCUCCGACAGCAAUCAGGCAUUGGACACGCUAUGGUAAACAAACUCCAUUGUCUGGUGACAAUAUCUGUGGAUGGAAUACUGACCACCACAGGUUACACCCAGGAAGAUUACACCAUGUUGGGCUCUGAUGACUUCUUCUAUGUGGGUGGAAGUCCCAGCACUGCUGACCUGCCUGGAUCUCCAGUCAGCAACAACUUCAUGGGCUGCCUCAAAGAGGUGGUGUACAAGAACAACGACAUCCGUCUGGAGUUGUCCCGGCUAGCUCGCAUUGUGGACCCCAAGAUGAAGAUUCAGGGUGAGGUGUCCUACAAGUGUGAGAAUGUGGCCACCCUGGAUCCUAUUUCAUUUGAGACCCCAGAGGCCUACAUCAGCCUCCCCAAAUGGAACACCAAGCGGAUGGGAUCCAUCUCCUUCGACUUCCGCACCACAGAGCCCAAUGGUCUCAUCCUCUUCACCCAUGGCAAGCCCCAGGAGCGUAAGGAAGCCUCCCGCAGCCAGAAGAACACUAAGGUGGAUUUCUUUGCGGUGGAGCUGCUUGAUGGCAGCCUGUACCUGCUCCUGGACAUGGGCUCAGGGACCAUUAAGGUGAAAGCCACCCAGACCAAAGUCAAUGAUGGUGCCUGGUACCACGUGGAUAUCCAGAGAGACGGACGCUCAGGCACCAUCUCAGUGAACAGCAGGCGGACUCCAUUUACCGCCAGUGGUGAGAGUGAGAUCCUGGACCUGGAGGGUGACAUGUACCUGGGGGGCCUCCCUGCUGACCGCACCAACCUCAUCCUGCCCACUGAGCUGUGGACGGCUAUGCUCAACUACGGUUAUGUUGGCUGUGUCCGUGACCUUUUCAUUGAUGGCCGAAGCAAGGACAUCCGUCAGAUUGCCGAGGCACAGAAUGGUGCUGGCAUCAAGCCCUCGUGCACGAAGCAGCCGGGCAAACAGUGCGAGAGCUACCCAUGCAAGAACCGAGGGGUCUGCAAAGAAGGCUGGAAUCGCUUCAUCUGCGACUGCACUGGCACUGGGUACUGGUCCCGCACCUGCGAGAGAGAGGCCUCCAUCCUCUCGUACGACGGCAGCAUGUACAUGAAGGUGGUGAUGCCCACGGUCAUGCACACGGAGGCGGAGGACGUCUCGCUGCGUUUCCGCUCCCAGCGAGCCUAUGGCCUCCUCAUGGCCACCACCUCGCGUGACUCAGCUGACACGCUCCGGCUUGAGCUGGACGGGGGUCGCGUCAAACUCACGGUCAACCUAGACUGUAUCAGGAUAAACUGUAACUCCAGCAAGGGACCAGAGACCCUGUAUGCCGGGCAAAAGCUCAAUGAUAAUGAGUGGCAUACGGUACGCGUGGGCCGCCGGGGCAAAACCUACAAGCUAACAGUUGACGAUGAUGUAGCAGAAGGCCAAAUGGCAGGUGACCACACUCGUCUGGAGUUCCACAACAUCGAGACAGGCAUCAUGACAGAGCGUCGCUUUGUUUCCAGCAUUCCCUCCAGCUUUAUUGGCCAUCUUCAAAGCCUUAGAUUCAAUGGCAUGCUCUACAUAGACCUGUGCAAGAACGGUGACAUAGACUACUGUGAGCUCAACGCCCGCUUCGGGAUGCGCUCCAUCAUCGCCGACCCGGUCACCUUCAAGUCCAAGAGCAGCUACCUGAGCCUGGCCACCCUGCAGGCGUACACCUCCAUGCACCUCUUCUUCCAGUUCAAGACCACCUCCCCUGAUGGCUUCAUACUCUUCAAUUCAGGAGACGGAAAUGAUUUCAUCGCUGUGGAGCUGGUUAAAGGGUACAUCCACUACGUGUUUGACCUCGGUAACGGGCCCAACCUCAUCAAGGGCAAAAGUGAGCGGGCUCUCAACGACAAUCAGUGGCACAAUGUGGUCAUCACCCGGGACAACAGCAACACACACACACUGAAAGUCGACGCCACGGCCACCAGUCAGAGCAUCAACGGCGCCAAGAACCUUGACCUGAAAGGUGAUCUGUUCAUUGCCGGUCUGGGCCCAGGCAUGUAUGGCAACCUACCCAAACUGGUGGCUUCCAGGGAAGGCUUCCAGGGCUGCCUGGCGUCGGUGGACCUCAACGGUCGGCUUCCGGACCUCCUCAGCGACGCGCUGUUUCGCAGCGGGCAGAUUGAGCGCGGAUGCGAAGGUCCCAGUACCACCUGUCAGGAGGACUCCUGUGCCAACAUGGGCAUCUGUAUCCAGCAGUGGGAGAACUACACCUGUGACUGCUCCAUGACCUCGUACACCGGCACCCAGUGCAAUGACCCUGGGACGACGUACAUCUUUGGGAAAGGAGGAGGCCUGAUCUUGUUCAAGUGGCCAGCUAAUGAUAGGCCGAGCACCAGGACCGACCGGCUCACUGUCGGUUUCAGCACCUCCCUGAAAGACGGCAUCCUGGUCAGGAUUGACAGUGCUCCGGGCCUGGGGGACUAUCUCAUGCUGCACAUACAACAAGGAAAAAUCGGGGUGACAUUCAACAUAGGCAUCGUGGAUAUCACUGUUCAGGAGAGCAGUACCCCAGUGAAUGAUGGGAAGUACCACGUGGUCCGCUUCACCAGGAACGGCGGCAACGCUACCCUGCAGGUGGACAACUGGGCUAUCAAUGAACACUUCCCAACAGGGAACAGCGACAUUGAACGCUAUCAAAUGGCCAAUAAGAAAAUCCCUUUCAAAUACACCAGACCAGUAGAGGAGUGGCUACAAGAGAAAGGCCGGCAGCUAACGAUAUUCAACACCCAAGCAACAGUCGCCAUUGGAGGUAGUAACCGUGGCCGGCCGUUUCAGGGUCAGCUGUCUGGCCUGUACUACAAUGGCCUCAAGGUCUUGAACAUGGCUGCCGAGGGCAACCCUAACAUCAAGAUCAACGGCAGUGUGAGGUUGGUGGGUGACGUGCCCAGUGUAGCAGGCUCAGCCAGAACCACCGCAAUGCCUCCGGAGAUGUCCACCACCUUCAUCGAGACCACCACCACGAUGUCCACCACCACCACCCGAAAACAUCGCUCCUCCUCCACUAAAAAUAGUACAGUACAACACACAACGGAUGACAUCGGGUCGUCUGCUGAGUGUUCGAGUGAUGACGAGGACCUGGAGGAGUGCGAAACAGGCCAUGCAGGUGAAUUAGUGAUCCCAGUACUUGUUGAGGAUCCGUUAGUGCACCCCUCUGUAGCUCCUCGUGCACCCUUCAUUCCCCUCCCCCCAACCCACCACCCACUCCUCACCAUUAUUGAGACCACCAAAGAGUCCCUGUCCAAGGCCACUGAGGCGGGGGUACCUUGCUUGUCGGACCAAGGCAGCGAUGAUUGUGAUGAUGAUGAUGAUGGCUUGGUGAUAUCGGGGUAUGGCUCUGGGGAAGCAUUCAACUCUAACCUGCCCCCUACUGAUGAUGAAGAUUUUUACACCACCUUCUCCUUGGUAACAGAUAAGACCUUGACCACCACUACCGCCAUGCCACUAACCCCUGACCAGAGCCGCACCACCACCACCUCCGCCUCCACCGCAACCCUCCACAAUGCUCCCGCCGCCAAACGGCCGGCUGGCAAAAUGAAUAACCGCGAGCUAAAACCCCAGCCAGACCUAGUGUUGCUCCCGUUGCCCACGUCCUUUGAGGUAGACAGCACCAAGCUGAGGGGCCCAUUAAUAACCUCCCCCAUGUUCCGUAAUGUACCCACAGCACUCCCCACCGAGCCGGGCGUCAGGCGAGUCCCGGGGCCCUCGGAAGUGGUCCGCGAAUCUAGCAGCACCACCGGGAUGGUCGUCGGAAUAGUGGCGGCCGCUGCCCUGUGCAUCCUCAUCCUUCUGUACGCCAUGUAUAAGUACAGGAACAGGGACGAAGGCUCCUACCAGGUGGACGAGAGCAGGAACUACAUCACCAACUCAGCCGUGCAGAGCAAUGGCGCCGUCAUGAAGGACAAACAGCAGAGCAUGAAAGGCGGCAACAAGAAACAGAAAAACAAGGAUAAAGAGUAUUAUGUGUGAGUGUGAGACUUUCGCAAACCCAAGAGAGCGCCUAUUUAUGAGAGAGAGAGAGAAAGAGAGAGGGAAAGAAAGGAUUGAGAGGACAUUUAUCAGUUUCCUUGCGAGGAGCUACGACAAAACGAUGGUAUAAACAUGGAACUUGAAUAAUCAUAUACUGUGCUGAGUGGUUGAACUGAUGACAUGUACUGUAAUAUAAAGCACACUUACUAUUGUAAGCAUACCGAGAAGGCUAAAUAGCAACUUUAGUGACCUUACUCUUCUAUCUGGUCAGAGACGUUAUCAGUGUAGAAUUAUUUCACAGCUACAUCAUUCUCCUAAGUGACUUUUAGAGCUAUGUGAUCCUUGGCGUAAUACAAAACAGAUUUUUUGGGUAAAAUUGGUAAAGACAAAUAAUAAUCUUGACCAUGUUCAGCAUGUAAGCAACAUGUAGUGCUUAACGAGUGGGUCAGGACACAAAGAUCAUUGUGAAAGUCAACAAAAAAGGACUCUGCCAUAUCAGAAUAUGACAAAAUUUGUAUUGUUUAUACAUUAUACAAGUGUGGUGUCUUAUUUAUUUAUUUUUUGCUCUAAGCAGAAAAAAGAAAAAAGGAAAAAAAUACAAUAAAAAAAAAACAACUACUGUGUAUCAAAUUAAACCAAGUGAGCAAAUCGCUAAGGGCAGAUCUUGUAGGAUCUAUUAGCUCUGGCAUCUGAUUUCACCACUAUUACUCUCAUUGUCUGAUGGACAGAGUGACUCUGAAAACGUGUUUGUGGCAAGAAGUGGUCGGUUUCUUUUGUCUCGGUAAAGCAACUGAUUGUAAAAUGCAUGCCAUCCUAAUUCUACAGCACAGUACAGUGCAGUAUACAGUACAGUAAAAGUACAAUAUACAGUGUUCAACUUGGGUUUGAACAUGUUCUCUUCAAAGCCAAAACGGUUCUUCAUCAUCAGAUCAGAACUUUGCAGCCACCUCCCUCUUUUAUUUCGUUGUUUUUUCCCCCCCGUACAAAAUGUUAUCCUUGGAAAAAAAUGGUCUCUUACUGAAAAAAGGUCUAUUGUUGAUUUGCAGCCAAUAGUGGUUGUAUCUUUUGCAACCCUCUGUAUGUUGGUUCAUUGCCUAUCGUUCUCUUUUUCUAUGGAGCUGUCAAGAGGAAGACAGAUGCAGUACUAUAACACUGUUAACAGAUGUCUAUACAGAAAUAAAUCUAAUGUGAAAAGUGUGAAUUCUAUCUGCUGUCACAGUCAACUGUGUCAAACAACAAGAAAUUUGUUUACAUAUUUUAUUACAUACUAGCCGUUGUACUUUGUAGGUAGGAUAUUGUACAUAUACCAUGACAGUUGUAAUUUUUUAGUACCUCUACUGUACAUACUGAACAUAUGGUUUAUUAGUGUAUUUCAUGCCGAAAACUAUUAACUGUUAAUUCACAUGGAAAAAGACUUUAAUCAGAGCGUGGAAAAUCAUAUCAAUAUUUUGUAAAGAAAGGAUAAAAAUCUAUUGUUAGCUUAGAAAUCUAAUCAGAGAUGUUUCUAAAGUCGCAUGGAUAUUUGACUACUUGAAGUUGUCCAACAAAUACAAGAUGCCCUUCUUAACUGUACCGUGGCUUUCUUGUUCUGGGUUCCUCUAGUGUUAUUUCUAUUUGAAAGAGAAUAAAGUCAAAGCUAUGAUAAAGAGAGAAAGAUGAAGAGACUAUCGUGGAUGGGAAUGCACAGCUCAGACAUGCAACAUCAAACAGUUGUGAUUCUUCAUGACGUGGGACUGAGCACCUCAGUUCAUUGUCUGGUCACCUUUUUGUCAUUAGUUGCCUUUUUCUUUUGACAAUUGUUUAUCGUUCGUUUAUGUUUCCAUUAUAUGCCAUUGUUAUUCAGUACUUUGUUACUCAUUGAUUUUUGGAGUUGCGGUCUUUUUUUGUGUUAUCUAAA